UUAAAAAAAAGAGAUAAUAUAUAUUUUUUUUGUUAUAAUAUUAAAAUAAAACAAUUAAGUAAUAAAUUAGAUUAUAAAAAACUUAAACCCUUCGAAAUUAUUAAAAAAGUUUUAUUAAUUAAUUUUAAAUUAAAACUCUUAAAUACGAUAUAA
This is a messenger RNA of Colletotrichum orchidophilum, 153 nucleotides long. RefSeq lists its product as uncharacterized. The record is from RefSeq and is a predicted model, not a curated record. The annotation marks the transcript as partial. The transcript has a single exon. NCBI's taxonomy places the organism in Eukaryota, Fungi, Ascomycota, Sordariomycetes, Glomerellales, Glomerellaceae.